AUGCAAGAGUGUAUCGCGAUCGCCCAACACACCUACAUCAAGUAUGUCGACAAGCCCGCCCACGUCGUCGUCGCCACAGGUGAGCACUGCAUCUCGGAUCUGCCUUUGAUUGAAGUGCAAGGAAAGGGGAAGAAAUUUAAGGAGUUCUUCCAUAUCGUUGAGAACGUUACCCCAGAGCACCUAACACAAAUCCGAGAGGUUAUGUGUGCAGAUGAAAUCGUAGUGGGUCGCUUACCCGGCUUCGUCAGUCCAGGCGAUGCUUUACAUGAAAGUUGUCACCUACAGCUAGUUGUAGACAGCGCCGCCAACACCGUCCUGCAGUUCUUCCACUCGUCGGUGCCCUUGCCUUGGGGUGUAGUCAAAGCGUUCUGUCGCGGGGGCAGCGUCAAAGUCUUGAACUACAAGAUCGCCACCAAUUCCGACCUCGUGAAGCGAGGCUGCCUAGUAAUGCUUUCCAAGAUCAAGGGUGAGCAAUGGCUAACACAAGCUCUUCAAGAGAAACUUCGCCGCCCACCCAAGAACGGGGAUAUGGUUGGAAAUGCAAGCGGUGGUUCAUGGGAUGUAACACCCGAUGAGCUCCGCGAGGGCAUCGCCUACAUCAACAAGAAUGCGCCCGUGGCUAACUCCAACAAUGAACAGUUCCUGUGGUCUCUACUCAAUGUACGUGACAAGGAAUCACCUAUUUUCGGAUGGCCUCUACACAUUGUGAGCCGAGCAUGCUCCAAUCGCAGCCUUGGGAAUUCCCAAGCAGAGGCCGAGCAUUUCUUCCCCUUGCUGGUCCCCGGUGAACUACACAUUCCCGUUAUCUUGGAUGACGCUAUCCUUUCUUCUAUAUCAUUCGAGGACAUCAAGUCCUUCCUGGACGUGGGUGAGACAUGUCUAGUUGACGCUCGACACCGAGCCGCGAAGUUUGUUCGCAACCAGGUCAGGAUUCUGCUUAACAACCAGUGGGAGGAGGAUGAUGAGCCAGAUGAUCUCUCCUACAACAACAGCAUCAGUUGGAAUCAGUUCAAGAAAAUGAUCUCCUCAGCCCUUGGCGAUGCCCCAUGUGUUUACGUCCGUGUCGCAAGUGAGCACCAGUCGCAAACCAUACAUCGUUUCGAAGGAGGUGGUGUUAUCGAAGAUCGGCUUACUUCCACCCACAAGAGCUUCUACUCCAAGUACAAGGAUGGCGUCUAUGCCAAGUACAGUGGUUACGAGGAAAAGCUGCAGGUAGAAGCUGACUUCAUCAGUGAUCUGCUGGCGACCUCUGAAGAAAAGGAGUACAUGCGUCGUGGAGCCACCUACGACUCAUGGGCAGAAGAAGCCGACACAGCACCCGUAGAGUACCCACCUACACCUCGUUCGCGCCCGGCAUCAUCCAACGCUGCACAGAGUCCCGUCAUCAAGUCGCCCCCGCCUAAAAUGAUGAAGAAGUCCGAGGACGAUGACGCAGAUGAAGAGGCAGCAAAGGCUAUGCACUCAGACUAA
This is a messenger RNA of Symbiodinium natans, 1470 nucleotides long. The record is from the annotation of a GenBank genome assembly. NCBI's taxonomy places the organism in Eukaryota, Dinophyceae, Suessiales, Symbiodiniaceae.